CUCAUCUCCCAAACUAAGCAUAAAUUCCCUUCCUCUCCUCUAGCAGUUGGCAAAACAUGUCUUGAGAGAGUCAAACAAAUACUCCCAUUUCCUGCACCCACAUCAAACAAAAACCUCCAACUCCACUCCACCGUCCACUUUUGCCACCUUAAAAGCCUUAAACCAAUUUCCAUUUCCCCCAAGCAAAAUUCCCCCAUCAAACCAGCCAACUACCCAAUUCCCGUCCCACCACCACCACCACAGCCGCCCUCCACCACCACCUCCACCAGACUCCAAAAUCCCAUCAUCUCCUCGCCCCCCCAAAAAACCCCCAAGAAAACCCAGAGAAGAAACCCAAAAGAGGAUGGAAUCUUCCCCACUCAAUCGGUUGCCUCAAGACACCCUCCACCAGAUCUUUUCUUCCCUGCCACUCCGCCAGAUGAUCAUCUGCAGAGCAGUUUGUAAGUCCCUGUAUACCGCUCUUUCUUCUCCAUCAUUCUUGCACUUGAUUUCCAGUUCCCAAUCCCAUGUGCUUUCCCUAAUUGCCCUCCGCCCUUCCCACCGAUCCCACUCGCAUUCCCACCUGUCUUCCCAUCCUGCUCUCCACGUGUUCGACCCUUUGUCUGACAGAUGGUUCAGAUUUCCCCUCAACUUCCUUCCCUUUCCCUCCCUCCUCCCCAUCACCUCCUCUCGUGGCCUGCUCUAUCUCUGGGCUUCGUCCUCUAGUUCUUCCCCCAAUCCCGGCCCGAUCAGUAAUAAAAUGCUGAUUGUUUGCAACCCUUUGACGAGGCAAUUCAAGGCCUUACCUCAGCUGGGCUCGGCUUGGUCGCGCCACGGCUCCGUUCUAAUCGGAGCUGGCCCCAGCCAAGUUCUGGUUCUUACCGAGCUAGCUACUUUAUACUCGACUGCCAAUUCUUGGCUCAAGUAUUCGUCUAAUCUACCUUCCAAGCCGCGAAGCCCUGUUUUGAUUGAGAAUUUUAUACUUGCCCUUUGUGAUGUGGGAUCGCCAUGGCGAUCUCAGUGGAAGUUGUUUAAGUCUAUGGUGAUUAACAGAGGGGAUCAGUUGGUCCAGAAAUGGACUCGGCUCGAGAAGCACGAGUGGGGCGAUGUGUUUGAUAUAAUAAAGCGGCCUAGAUUGUUAGUGGGAGGGAAGAAUAAGGUUCUCAUGAUUGGUGGAUUGAAGAGUUCUUACUCGCUGCAUAGCGCGUGUUCGACAAUUUUGAUCCUGAGGUUGGAUUUGGAGAGUCUAGAGUGGGACGAGGCUGGGCGAAUGCCAUCAGAAAUGUAUAGGCUUUUUCAGGAUUCGAGUAAGUUUAAGGUGUUUGGAGGGGGAAAUCGGGUCUGUUUUUCUGCUAAAAGGGUUGGAAAAUUGGUGGUUUGGGAGUGUUUUGAGGAGAAUGGCUGUGAAAAGACUGAGUGGCGGUGGAUUGAUGGUGUCCCUGGAAAUGGAGAUGGGCUUUGCCGGGGUUUCUUGCUUGAGGCUCAGCUCUCAGCAGUGCCUUAGGGAACGUGGAGGAGUCGGGAAUUGGCAAAUGAUAAUUUUUAUUGGUGUUUGAAUUGCAAUUUGUAUUGGUCAAGGUCUGAAGUAAUUGCAUGAUAAUCAUGCUGGAAACUGAAUGUUUCUAUUGUUGUACCAGUAUCUUUUUUGUUUAUUGAAAUUAAAUUAAUGAGGAUUGGACGCCUUGUAUGUUGUUA
Molecule: messenger RNA, 1674 nt
Organism: Coffea eugenioides
Lineage: Eukaryota; Viridiplantae; Streptophyta; Magnoliopsida; Gentianales; Rubiaceae
Product: SKP1-interacting partner 15
Exons: 1
Coding region: 344-1483 (379 amino acids)
Molecular function (GO): protein binding
Source: RefSeq, a predicted model, not a curated record